This is a messenger RNA of Xiphias gladius (swordfish), 1187 nucleotides long. Its product is annotated as galactose-specific lectin nattectin-like. The coding region runs from base 186 to 689 and encodes 167 amino acids. The transcript has 8 exons. NCBI's taxonomy places the organism in Eukaryota, Metazoa, Chordata, Actinopteri, Istiophoriformes, Xiphiidae. The record is from RefSeq and is a predicted model, not a curated record.
GGUUCACCUGGUGGCCCUCUGGAGGGGCCCGACCCCCAGGUGCGGAUGCGGCAUGUUGAUGUUCUGGGAUCUCUACAUAUGUAACAUUCCUCAGCGCUGACAACCUAUAAAAUGAACGAGCUUCUCCAUCUGUGACAGUCGUCUGCCUGCUCAUCCUCUCUGUCAGUCAGCACCUCAGCAAAAAGAUGGCAUCAGGUGUUCCUGUACUCCUGCUCCUCUGUUUGACCAGCGGACUGCUGGCUGAAGCAUGUUGUUGUGAAGAAAAGAUAAAGGAACCCAUCUUCCCAGUUGUAGCUCCUUGCUGCCCCCCCGGUUGGACUCGGUUCGGCAAUCGCUGUUUCAGCUUCCACUUCCUUCCGAAGUCCUGGUCGGACGCAGAGCACACCUGCCUUACCAUUGGUGGGAAUCUGGCUUCCAUCCACACAGCUGAGGAACAUUUCUUCGUCAGAAGCCUGAUUUACAGAUCGACAGGCAGGUACAGAGUUUCCUGGGUCGGAGGCUUCGACUCAGUCAAGGAGGGAGACUGGCUGUGGACCGACGGAUCUAGAUUCGACUACAAGCGCUGGAGUGUGAGCAAACCCAGCAAACUGAAUGUAGAUCACUGCCUCGUCAUGAACUGGAACAGAAACUACUGGAACAACUGGCAGUGUAGAAGGUUCCUUCCCUUCCUGUGCUCCAAGCGCAUAUGAGGCCUCCCGCCACGAUGACGCCCCUGCAGCUCGUUUCCAAUCGUACUCAUUGAUUGACUUUCUCUUCGAUCAGUAAACAGAAGUCACACCCUGCUGACGGAUGAUUCUUUCUCAGUUGUUCAUUAUCUGACGAGUUUAUACCAACUCUUCACAUUUGAGUUUUUAAGCUGGAGACUAACUCACCUCAAAAUCCAGUUUUCAUAAAGAAAUCAAACACCUCAACUAUUAACCCAAACUAAGGUCAAUAAAUUUUGUUCAAAAGGUAAAAUCAAUGUGACACCGUCCUGACUUUCUGGACCCAGAGUGCACUGCUGUGACAACACUGACGACAUGUGUCUACAGACUCAUGGGUUUCAGUGCUUCGUGCACCUGCAUGGUUUCAGAUGUUAAUUAGCAUUUAGUCCACUGGUGUUUGGUAGUAAACCCUUAGUUACUUUUCUUUUGUCUGAAGCUGCCGUGUCUUUUCUUUAUUCAGCUGAUUUCCUGUCAAACUGUAUC